Naegleria gruberi is the source of this 1137-nucleotide messenger RNA. RefSeq lists its product as uncharacterized. The record is from RefSeq and is a predicted model, not a curated record. The transcript has a single exon. NCBI's taxonomy places the organism in Eukaryota, Heterolobosea, Eutetramitea, Acrasida, Naegleriidae. Bases 1 to 1137 code for a protein of 378 amino acids.
AUGUCUGAACUCUGUUGUUCUAUUCGCCCUGUUGCUUCCAUUUUUUGUGAAGCAUUGCUCGUAGAGAAAAUUCUCUCCUUUACCCAUGUUUGCGAUUGGAUUAAAAAUCAACCGCCAUUGAUCAAUCAAGUAUUUUAUAAUGUUUUCAAUUCCGAGCACUUUGCCAAGAGUUAUCUUGUUCAUUCAUUGUUGAAUUUAAAUGAUGAGCAAGUUAAGCUUUUGGAGGAACGAGUUGAAAAUUUUAAACCUAUUGUUAGCACUAUUUCAUUCGAUGAUAUUGGUUAUGGUGAUGAGGAAUUCGAUCCAUGUCAGAUUGGUCAGCAGUCAAAUACAAGUCCAAACUAUUCAUCCAUGCAGGCUGUUUUUAAGGAAUAUGUUGAUUGUUCUUUAUUGCCAAAGAUAAAAUUGAAAAAUUUAGUUUCACAAUAUUCGAUUGAGUGUGAUGACAAUGUUACCGAUUCAAUGUUAAGCAGACUUGGAGAUGAACACAAAGCUUUGAGUCUACGAUUGAAAAUAUUUGAGGAGGUCUUUACAGAAUACUAUGAUUGUGAUUUAAUCAUUACAGAUAAUGGUCAUAGGUAUGAAAUUAACAAUGUUUCAAGAUUUUGGAAAGGUGGCCCACUGAAACAAUUAUUUAUCAAGUCAAUCACACCAAUUCGAGAAAAAUUUAAUCAUGAACAAGGAGGUUUUAAUAUUGAGACGGUCAUAUUCAUGGGAUUUGGUUAUCCCUUGAAUAUUAGCUUUAGAGGAGAUUACGUUGUUCAAAUAGAUUAUGCCUACUUUAAAGAAGAAGUUUCCAAUGGUGAAAAUCAGUUAUUCUACGCUGAAACUACCUAUCAUCUAUCCACAUAUGAAACUACUUACUCAAUUAUGAACAAUUUUCUCUGUGUGAAACAAGAUGACAUACCAAAAGAAUUGAAAGUUAACAAAGUUUACAAUACACUACUCUAUCAUUGGUUUAGUCCAUUCCUUCUUGGAAAGUCAAAAAUGAAGGAUGAAUUUCGUGAGAAAUUGCAAGAGUCUGAUUUUGAUCAACCUGCCAUUUACCUUGAUUCAUUCAUGAAAACAAAUGAAGAAUGUGGAAAAAAACGUAAAGCAAGUGAAUCCACAACAAAAUCAAAGAAAAGCAAGUUUUAA